This is a messenger RNA of Microthlaspi erraticum, 2685 nucleotides long. Lineage: Eukaryota; Viridiplantae; Streptophyta; Magnoliopsida; Brassicales; Brassicaceae. The record is from the annotation of a GenBank genome assembly.
AUGGCGAAGAAUGGAAGGAAAAACCGCAAUCAGACGGCGUCUCCGGAGCGUACGCCUUCUCCGUCACCUCCGAUCGGCGGAAAUGUUGCCAUGACUCCUCACACUGGAUAUCGCGUUCUCCGCGGUGUCUCCGAUCCACUCUCUGCUUCAGCUAACUCGUAUGAUAACGUCCAUAGUCCGUUUUUCCUCCACUCCGGCGAUCAUCCAGGUCUCUCCAUUGUUAGUCACACCCUUGAUGGUACGAAUUACAAUAAUUGGUCGAUAGCGAUGAAAAUGAGCUUAGAUGCGAAGAAUAAGCUUAGUUUUGUUGAUGGAUCGCUUCCUCAUCCUGCUGUUGAUGAUAUUUCGUUCAAAAUCUGGAGUAGAUGUAACAGUAUGGUGAAGGCUUGGUUGCUGAAUGUGGUGAACCAGGAGAUCUAUGACAGUAUCCUAUAUUACGAUGAUGCAGCUGAGAUGUGGAAUGAUUUGUUCUUGCAUUUUCGUGUUAACAAUCUUCCGUGGAAAUAUCAGCUUGAGCAAGCUAUUAGUUGUCUCCAGCAAGGCAAUCUUGACCUCUCCACAUAUUACACGAAGAAAAAGACACUUUGGGAGCAAUUGGCGAAUGCCAAAUCCUCUAUUGUGAAGCGUUGUGAUUGUGAUCAUGUCAAGGACUCCUGGAAGAAGCUGAGACAAGUCGAUGAGAGUCAGAGGUUGGUUGGAGAACGAUCAUCUCCUUCUCUUUCCCCUCCUGCUGCUUUUCAGAUUCAAGCUCCUUUGGUUGAAGAUCAGUCUACUAUUCUCCUUCCCAAGAAGGCUCAAACCAUUGGUGCAGCGAAUCUGGCAACAACACAGCUACAGUCUCCGGCAGAUCACAGGGUUGGUGAUUCUGCUUCGUUGUCCCCUUCAAUGUCCAAUGAUCAGAUUCAGUCUAUGAUUGCUUAUCUUAGUUCCAAGAUUAAAGUUUCAUCGGUUGAUCCCACACCCGAUAAGCCUUGGUCAUCGCCUUCACCUUCCGUGCCUGUUAUUUCACAAAUUUCAGGUACAUUUCUUGAUCUAUAUUCCAACUCCUAUUAUGACAUGCUUGUUUCUUCAGUAUCUACGGAACCGGCUGUGUAUCCUAGAGCUUGGGUUAUAGAUUCAGGAGCUACACAUCAUGUCACCCAUAAUAGAAGCCUUUAUGUAGAUUACAGAGACUUAGAUCAAACCUUUGUCAAACUCCCUAAUGGCCUUACUGUUAGGAUAGUGGGUAUUGGUUUCAUUCAAUUAACUGAUGCUAUCUCUCUACAUGAAGUGCUUUACAUUCCUGAGUUUAAAUUCAAUUUGAUCAGUGUUAGUGUUUUAACCAAGUCUUUGCACUCAAUGGUUAGUUUCACAUCUGAAAAUUGGUUUAUUCAGGAUCUUACUCGGGAGUUGAUGAUUGGUCAAGGUAGUCAAGUUGGAAAUUUAUACAUCUUGGAUUUCAAUGCUUCUGAUCAUUCUGUUUCUUUAAAAGGUAUUGUUGCUUUUCAUUCUUGCCCUGAGACACCUGAGCAAAACUCCGUAGUAGAGAGAAAGCAUCAGCAUAUUUUGAAUGUGGCUAGAUCCCUUUUGUUUCAAUCCAAUGUUCCAUUAGAGUAUUGGGGAGAUUGUGUUCUUACCGUUGUCUUCUUUAUCAACCGUUUACCUAGCUUAGUCUUAGGUAACCUGUCUCCUUUUGAAAAACUAACUAGUAAAAUCCCUGAGUAUCACUCUUUAAAGAGUUUUGGUUGCCUCUGCUAUAGCUCUACUUCCCCUAAGAAUAGACAUAAGUUCAACCCUCGUGCCAAAGCCUGUGUUUUCUUAGGUUAUCCUUCAGGUUUUAAGGGUUAUAAGCUAUUAGAUAUGGAGACACAUGCCGUUUCCAUUUCAAGACAUGUCAUUUUUCAUGAGGAUAUUUUCCCUUUGGCUACUUCCAAUAUCGCGGAUGUUACAAAAGAUUUCUUUCCUCAUUUUCAUAAUCCUGCACCCAUUGAUGACAUUUUGCAUUCUGCAAGCUCAUCUUCUGAUGCACAUUCUCCCUGUGAUGUGUCAUCUUCCGAGAUUGCGAUUCCUUCUAAAUCAAAAUCCGAACGUACAAAGAAAACCCCUAAACACUUGCACGACUUCCAUUGUUAUAAUAAUACUAGUACUAUCUUAUAUCCCAUAAUCAACUAUGUUUCUUAUUCAUUAUUAUCUGAGCCUUAUUUCUCUUUCAUUCAUACUAUCACUACAACCUUUGUACCCAAAAAGUAUUUAGAUUCCAAGGCUUAUGAAGUGUGGUGUGAUUCGAUGAAACUUGAGAUUGAUGCUAUGAUAAGAACUCGUACCUGGAGCAUUCUGAGUUUGCCACCUAACAAGAAGGCAAUUGUAUCUAAGUGGGUCUUUACAAUUAAGUUACAUUCGGAUGGAAGCUUGGAGAGACACAAGUCUCGCAUUGUCGCCAAGGGCUACACUCAACAAGAAGGUUUGGACUAUGAAGAAACAUUCUCCCCUGUGGCGAAGUUUACUUCUGUACGUAUGCUUCUCCUUCUUGCAGCUAAGUUGAAUUGGUUUGUUGGUCAAGUUGACAUCUCCAAUGCGUUUCUCAAUGGUGACUUGAACGAGGAACUCUACAUGAAACUCCCUCCUGGUUAUGCUGAGCUCACUGGUGAAGAUUUGCCUCCUAAUGCUGUUUGUCGCCUUCACAAGUCGAUCUAUGGCCUCAAAUAA